AUGCCGGCUAGAAAAAUCGCCCAAGGCAAAGGUCCUAGGAAAACCCUCCCUGGAGCUGGAAAACGAGUUCUUCCUCCUCCCCCACCCCGUCGUCGUCGUCGCUACAAAUGGGGUACGACCGCUUUGCGCGAAAUCAGAAGAUACCAAAAGUCAACCGAUUUGAUCAUACCCAAACUACCAUUCCAACGACUUGUGCGAGAAAUUGCGCAUCAAGUCACUUUAGAAAAAGAUAUGAGAUGGCAGAAAUCCGCGAUUCUAGCUCUACAAGAGGCUGCUGAGGCAUUUCUUGUCAAGGAAUUUGAAAUGACCAAUCUCGCUGCUAUACACGCACACAGAGUCACAAUUCAGUCUAAGGACAUGCAGCUAGUUGAUCAACUCAGAAGGAUUAUGACUGGUACUGGAUACAGAUCUGAGAACAGAGCCUGA
Talaromyces marneffei is the source of this 426-nucleotide messenger RNA. RefSeq lists its product as uncharacterized. The record is from RefSeq and is a predicted model, not a curated record. Gene Ontology annotation, cellular component: nucleosome. NCBI's taxonomy places the organism in Eukaryota, Fungi, Ascomycota, Eurotiomycetes, Eurotiales, Trichocomaceae. Gene Ontology annotation, molecular function: structural constituent of chromatin; protein heterodimerization activity; DNA binding. The coding region runs from base 1 to 426 and encodes 141 amino acids. The transcript is spliced from 3 exons.